AGGCUAGCAGGUUUCUGUGUCAGUCCUGAGGAGGCAGCGUUUUCUUCGCUGCUCUUCUCUCCAGAAGCUUCUGCCGAUUCCCCCCAGCUCUGGCUAGUCGGCUCUGCGUCGUGCCGCCAUGAUGGGCCACCGUCCAGUGCUCGUGCUCAGUCAAAAUACAAAGCGUGAGUCUGGAAGAAAAGUUCAAUCUGGAAAUAUCAAUGCUGCAAAGACAAUUGCAGACAUCAUCAGGACCUGCUUGGGACCUAAAUCUAUGAUGAAGAUGCUUUUGGACCCAAUGGGAGGCAUCGUGAUGACCAAUGAUGGUAAUGCCAUUCUUCGAGAGAUUCAAGUCCAGCAUCCCGCAGCGAAGUCCAUGAUUGAAAUUAGCAGGACCCAGGAUGAAGAGGUUGGAGAUGGGACCACAUCAGUAAUUAUACUUGCGGGAGAAAUGCUCUCUGUGGCUGAACACUUCCUAGAGCAGCAGAUGCACCCAACAGUGGUGAUCAGUGCUUACCGCAUGGCACUGGAUGAUAUGAUCAGCACUCUGAAGAAAAUCAGUACCCCUGUAGAUGUCAAUAACCGUGAGAUGAUGUUGAACAUCAUCAAUAGCUCUAUAACUACAAAAGUUAUCAGUCGGUGGUCCUCUUUGGCAUGCAACAUUGCACUGGAUGCGGUUAAGACUGUGCAGUUUGAAGAGAAUGGCAGAAAGGAAAUUGACAUCAAGAAAUAUGCAAGGGUAGAAAAGAUACCUGGGGGCAUCAUUGAAGACUCAUGUGUCUUACGUGGAGUUAUGAUUAACAAGGAUGUGACCCAUCCAAGGAUGCGCCGCUAUAUUAAGAAUCCUCGAAUUGUGCUACUGGAUUCUUCUCUGGAGUACAAGAAAGGAGAAAAAAUGGAAGAAGAGUACAUUCAGCAGUUGUGUGAGGAUAUUAUCCAGCUGAAACCUGACGUGGUCAUCACAGAAAAGGGCAUCUCAGAUUUAGCUCAGCACUACCUCAUGCGGGCCAAUGUCACAGCCAUUCGUAGAGUCCGGAAAACAGACAAUAAUCGCAUUGCUAGAGCCUGUGGAGCACGGAUAGUCAGCCGACCUGAGGAACUGAGAGAAGAUGAUGUUGGUACAGGGGCAGGCUUACUGGAAAUCAAGAAGAUUGCUGACUAUAUACCAUUUCUCUGCUUCCCCAAGGAAGUAGAACGCAACCUCCAGGAUGCCAUGCAAGUGUGCCGCAAUGUUCUACUGGACCCUCAGCUGGUGCCUGGUGGUGGAGCCUCUGAGAUGGCUGUGGCUCAUGCCUUGACAGAAAAAUCUAAGGCCAUGACUGGUGUGGAACAAUGGCCAUAUAGAGCUGUGGCCCAGGCGUUAGAGGUCAUCCCUCGGACCUUGAUCCAGAAUUGUGGGGCCAGUACCAUUCGUCUGCUUACCUCCCUUCGGGCCAAGCACACACAGGAGAGUUGUGAGACCUGGGGUGUGAAUGGUGAGACUGGUACCUUGGUGGACAUGAAAGAGCUGGGUAUUUGGGAGCCAUUGGCUGUGAAGCUACAAACAUACAAAACAGCAGUGGAGACUGCAGUUCUGCUUCUGCGGAUUGAUGACAUUGUCUCUGGCCACAAGAAGAAGGGUGAUGACCAGAACCGGCAAACCAGUGCUCCAGAUGCUGGCCAGGAGUGAGUGCUGAGCAAGGUGACUUCCACGCACAGAACCAGCAGUCUCCCCUUUCCUGAGCCAGAGUUCCAGGAACACUGUGGACAUCUUUGUUUGUGAGGGAUCGGGUUGAGGGGCAGCCCCCAGUCUGUCCCAUCUCGGUUUGCAAAAAGCACUGACGUGUAUCUCUUCUAUUGUAAGCUUUCCAUUUAGUUUGCUUCCAAUGAUUAAAUCUAAGUCAUUUGA
Mus pahari (shrew mouse) is the source of this 1867-nucleotide messenger RNA. RefSeq names its product chaperonin containing TCP1 subunit 3 (gene Cct3). Gene Ontology annotation, cellular component: chaperonin-containing T-complex. Bases 119 to 1648 code for a protein of 509 amino acids. Gene Ontology annotation, molecular function: ATP binding; ATP-dependent protein folding chaperone; ATP hydrolysis activity. The transcript has 13 exons. NCBI's taxonomy places the organism in Eukaryota, Metazoa, Chordata, Mammalia, Rodentia, Muridae. The record is from RefSeq and is a predicted model, not a curated record. Gene Ontology annotation, biological process: protein folding.